CCGGCUGGGGCAGUGCGGAGCGGGGAGGCCCAGCCCCGCGCCGGGCGGGCCCGCCGGGGUAUCCACGGCAACGCGCCGCCCGGCGACACGGGGCCUCGCAUCACGCCGGCGGGAGCAGGGAGCGGUGCCGGUGGGGCUGCCAUGGCGGUCAGCGCCGGGCGAGUUCCCAGUCAGCCGGCGGCCGAGGCUGGAGAGGCGAGGUAUGUGGGAGAGUUCUACAUGGACCACCGCCAUGGAAAGGGAAUUUGUUACUGGCCUGAUGGUUCCAAAUUCACAGGAGCUUUUUAUCUUGGCCGUAUAGAAGGCUAUGGGACCCUGGAAUGGAAGGAUGGCAGAAAAUUUCAGGGGCUGUACAAAUCUGAUGAGCGAUUUGGACCAGGGAUUGAGAGCUAUCCAGAUGGCUGUCAGGAUGUUGGCUUGUGGCUCAGGGAUCAUCUAAUUAAACUAUGUACUGAAGUACCUGGUUGGUUUUCUCUCUUGGAUUAUCCAGCACACUGCAGAUACAUUGAUGACAAUUCUCAAAAGAAAUACAUUUCAGUUGAGGAAGACCCAUUUCUCUAUAGCUAUAAGCAUCUCCCUUUUGAUGAUAAGGAUAUUUUCCCUGAAGGAGUCUUUGCAUAUUCUUGUAACACAGAUCAUCUUACUUUGACUCGAUCCGUCCUGGAAGAGUGUGAUGCUUGGUAUUUUCAGAACACCUCAAAGCUGCCUGAGGAAGACCCUUGGCCUGUUGCAAAUGUAACCCCUCUACUGGUUAGAAUGCAGACUCAUGUUUAUAAGCACAGGCGCUGUCAAAUGGAGUUCACUUCAGAUGUCAGCCUCAUUCUUAGUGGAGCCCGCAGUAUUUAUGGGCCUCCAGGCCCCAGGGAACUUGCCUCAGAGCAGCUAAUUCAGAAGGCAGCAAGAGGAGACUAUGAUGGGGUCUAUGCAAUUCUGAGGAAUGGGCUUGCUCAUCCAGACAUAGCUGACAAACAUGGAUACACAGCACUUGCUGCUGCUGCUGUUCAUUCCCACAGUGACAUUGUCGAUCUUCUUCUUGAUAGUGGAGCUGAUGUGAAUAAGUGUAGUGAUGAAGGAUUAUCUGCUCUCUCAAUGUGCUUUAUUCUAUUUUAUCCCGAAGAAUCUUUUAAGGAUAAUAUUGCUGAGAGGAGCUUACACAGUUCCAAGUGGAAUGAACAAUCAGAAUCCUCAGAAACAGUCAAUGUGGCUGAAGGCAUAAUCUCAGAACGACAGAAGAGAUGGGAAACAAUCCAACUGCUGCUUCGUCGAGGUGCAGAUCCCAAUGCAUCAUGGGUCACACCACACCUUCUAUUCUUUGCUGUUAAAGCCGCAGAUGCAGAAGCAGUGAAACUCCUCUUAGAAAGGGGAGCCAGGACUGACGUACAGCUUCCAUCCAAGUUAGGGGGGUUAACUCCUCUCCACAUAGCUGCCUCAAUUCCUGGGGAGGAAGGGGUCCAGAUAACACAAUACCUCCUGCAUUCUGCCCCAGAUCUUAAUGCAAGGGCAGAAGAUGGAAAUAAGGUAUAUGGUCCCGACCAGAUUCCUCAGCCUCCAUCCAGAGAAGCCAACUUGACAGGUGGUGUCACUUUGCAAUUGAAAAAUGAAGAAGGACCACCACAAGAGUACUUUUCAUUCCAUAGCAGUCCUGUCCCUGAAGAAGGUGGAAGGAGUGCAUUGCAUAUUGCAUGCGCAAGAGAGGAUGACAGUGAGCAUGCCAGGGAUGUUAUCCGCCUCCUUUUAAUGCAUCAGGCAAAUCCAAAUACCUUGUGGAGUGGCCAUUCACCACUUUCCUUAGCGAUUGCCAGUGGGAAUGACUUGGCAGUGGUUGAACUACUCAAACAUGGGGCUGACCCAAAUCUGCCAUUAAGUGGAGCGAUAAGUGCCCUCUGUGCAGCUGUCAGUACAGAGUAUGAACAUCAGAGAACUACAGCACAGAGGAUUGCUUUGGUUGAUAAGCUGCUUGAAGCUGGCGCAGAUAUCCUUGCACCAGUUACUCUUAGGGAAGGACAGAGAAAAGCUGUGGGAACAGCUGUUGACUAUGCUUAUUAUAAAUAUUAUCAGGAUAGGAGAAUUGCUCACACAUCAUACCACAUACUGUCAGCAUCUGAGCAGGAAGUUUUUCAAACACGCCAAUCACUGCUGGAACAUAUUACAGCAAAGCUCCGUGAGCGUGUCAUCCUGAAAGAGAAAGAGUGGGAUCAAGAAGAGCUGAGAAGAUUCAAGAAAUUGGGUUCAGCCGUUCAUACACGUGUUUCAAAGAAGAAAGGAGGGAGCUGUCAUGUGGAAGAAGUGAGACUGCCAUUCUUUAAAUACUGCUAUCAGUGUGGGCGUUCAGUCGGUGUUCAGCUAUCACCAUGCAUGCGGUGUCAUGAAGUCUUCACUUGCAGUGAGACUUGCAGAAGGAGAUCCUGGAAUGAGCGGCAUAGGCAAGAGUGCUCAGGAUUGCUGGAGAAGAGUACAGGUCAAGCAGCUCUGGAUGCAAGCAGUGAAGGAUGCAAAAAGAAUGUCACUGAUGAAAAGGGGGAAAAUGAAAGAGAAGGGAAAAAUGAAAGGAGAGGUGGAGGAAAGACUGAAGUUGGGAUUGGUGGAAGAGAACAUCACAGGAAGAAUGACUGACUUGUUUCAAGUUACUCCUACUACUGUGUGGACAAAUUCUAAUACUCUUUCUGCCUUGUGCUCCACUUCUACUAAGGUUAAAAGUGAUCUAAUUUUACAUGUUUUGAGAAACUAAAGCCAAAACAUCUUUCUAAGGUACCACAUACGCGCUUAAGAAAAGUAAUGCUAUCAAAAACCAGGGUGUGUGGGUAUAUGCAGGUUAUGUUUUUAAAUAAAUAUUUGCAAUUAGAAAUAUGGUGAACUUCAUAUUGGUUUUAAUGGUCUAAUGAUAUCUAUCUAUCUAUCUAUCUAUCUAUCUAUCUAUCUAUCUAUCUAUCUAUUUUAAAAACCAGUAUUGCCCAUUAUUAAACUUCAUUACAAAUAUUCCCUCCUGUAGGGAACAGAGGGCCCAUUAGGCAACUGGACUUGCUCUCUAGGGAGGUUUGUUGCUUUAUGGGGGUGUUGGAAGUGUGGGAGAAGCAAAACAGCGAAGAAACUGCAAAAUACACAUUUCCUUAACACAUGGUGCCCAGAACAAACACAGGACAGGAUGAAGAUCUGGUGAUUUGUGUUGUCAUAGCACCAAGGAGGAAUGUGAAGCAAGGUGGAGGCUGCGUAUUCUUGUUCCACUUUUCUCAAGAAAUGUUUUGACACACCUAUAUAGAUUUAUCUCCUGCUCUUCCCCUUUUCCCAAGGGAUGUUUUGCACCACUCUGCAGACCCUAUCUCCCGUGCUUCCUCUUUUCCCACAACUGCCUACUUUUCCCACAGCAACUGCGUGCAUUUCCCACAACAACUGUAGCAAGAAAUGUGCUGUCUCAUUACUCAAAAACCCAAUGGAUUGACCACAGUCCCACCCACUCACACACACACAUCUAGAUAACUACUACCCCAAGUUUGUAUUCAACUCAGGGACGAUAAUCCGACACCAAAUUGGAAGCACAGAUCGAUUGGUUUGUGCUCCUCUCCUGCUCCCAGGAGGGACGUUUUUUGGUAAGAUUUAUGCCCUCAGCUAUGCUGAGUGAUUACCUGGGAAUUAAGUGUGUGAUUGCAAUCAUUUUUGUGUGUAGGGCUAUAUAGCCAACCUGUAGUUUGUGAAUUUAUCGUCGGCAAUCUCAAAGAAUCUGUAAAAGUUGCAUAAGAAUAAACUGUACUGUUCGUA
Tyto alba (common barn owl) is the source of this 3753-nucleotide messenger RNA. RefSeq names its product ankyrin repeat and MYND domain containing 1 (gene ANKMY1). Gene Ontology annotation, molecular function: protein binding. The coding region runs from base 142 to 2613 and encodes 823 amino acids. Lineage: Eukaryota; Metazoa; Chordata; Aves; Strigiformes; Tytonidae. The transcript is spliced from 16 exons. The record is from RefSeq and is a predicted model, not a curated record.